Molecule: messenger RNA, 649 nt
Organism: Thunnus maccoyii (southern bluefin tuna)
Lineage: Eukaryota; Metazoa; Chordata; Actinopteri; Scombriformes; Scombridae
Gene: uts2d
Product: urotensin 2 domain containing
Exons: 5
Coding region: 118-477 (119 amino acids)
Biological process (GO): regulation of blood pressure; blood vessel diameter maintenance
Cellular component (GO): extracellular region
Molecular function (GO): hormone activity
Source: RefSeq, a predicted model, not a curated record
UCCCAGCCCCUGAAAGGAUAAAUAUAUUGACGGGAUGGACACAAGGCAGUGGAUUUCUUGCUUUGCUUGAGGGAGAGCUUAUAGUGCAGCGUUUGUUUGGGACCAUACUUGAGUGCCAUGGAUAGGGUUACAGUUAUGAACUACUGCUUAGGACUCCUGGGUUUGUUACUACUGCAGGGAGUGCUAAAUGUGGAGGGAAGGAGCAUAUUUAACACAGGAAACCAUGUUUUUAAUCCCAAGGAAGACACAGACGCCCAGAACAAGAUUCUUGCACUGCUACUACACAAAAGCUUAAUUCCUGUUGAAAAGGACGAUCCUCUAGGUCUUGAGCUGGCCAAUAAAUUAGCUGAAUUAGAGGAGCUACAGGCACUGAGGGAGGACCUGGAACUGGAGCGGGAGAUCACAGCCAAUUUAGCAGAAGGCAAACCCAUAACUCAGAAGAGGGGUGAACCUUGCUUCUGGAAGUACUGUGUGUGAGGACGAUGCAAGAGGACGAGGUCCACUGUGAAAUCUUGCUGCAAAGCCCAACAUAGCCUUAAGAAUCACAACACCAGUAAUUUAAUCACACUGUAUUUAUUCUAGCAAUAUAGAGUUGUACCAUAAUCAAUGUCAUCAAUAAAUAUUUCAUUUCCACUGCGCUGAGGUGCUC